Messenger RNA from Nannochloropsis gaditana CCMP526, 2783 nucleotides. Its product is annotated as abc subfamily abcg. Gene Ontology annotation, molecular function: ABC-type transporter activity; ATP binding; ATP hydrolysis activity. The record is from RefSeq and is a predicted model, not a curated record. Gene Ontology annotation, cellular component: plasma membrane. The annotation marks the transcript as partial. The transcript is spliced from 2 exons.
AUAAAGUGCGAGCCUUACUUUACGCAGGAGUGUACCAGUGCAGCAGGCGCGUGCCCACUACAUUUGGAUAGAGAACAGGGCAAAGCAAGACCUCCUCCACCUCCUCCUCCCCAUCCUAGAGGGUGGUCUGUCCGAUUGCCAAGCUGGAAACACUAUCAACUUAUCAGAUCCAUUCACGUGUUGGGUUUCGACGGAAGUCAUAAAAUGACAGGCACGUCCGACAUCGAGCUCGGCAAACUGUCUAAUGCGUCGUCUAAUCUCAAGCUCAGCGGGAGCGAUGAAGGUCAAAAUCGGAAAGGUUACGACGCGCCAAAACCAAGUUCCGCGACAUCAUUGCGGUGGAAUAUCCGGAAGCUCAGCGUGCCCAUAAAAAGAAAGCACCUCGCCAGACUACAGGGCAAUUUGGAAUUCCUGGGUCAGCAACACGGUUCGGGACGCGAUACCAAUAUGCCAUUCCGAGGCAACGGGGGCGACGUCCUCACAAACAGUAGGGCGGGGGGUCGAGGCACCACGAGGGGUACCUCCAUCAAUGAGAGUCUAGGUAGUAAGACAGCAGAGCGGCACAUUUUAUAUAAUGUGGUCGGACACGCCGAGAAAGGGCAAAUGUUGGCCUUGAUGGGGGCGUCAGGAGCCGGCAAGUCAUCUCUGCUUGAUUGCAUAUCCCUGCGCAACCAUCGCUUUGAUGGCUGCGUGUACUUGGAUCGGAAUCCGGUAGACACGCACUUUUUCUCGACAAGUGCGUACGUACAUCAGGUAGACCUCUUUUUCGCGACACUGACAGUCCGAGAGCACCUGACGUUUCAUGCCAUGGUGCGUGUGAAGCAGGAAGUGCCGAUCGCAGACCGUCUACGUAGAGUUGAAGAGGUAAUCGAUGCAGUCAAUUUGACCAAGGUUGCUGACUCCCUGAUCGGCGGACCUCAAGCUUUCAUCCGAGGCGUCUCGGGGGGGGAGCGGAAGCGCCUGUCCGUUGCGACAGAGCUCCUGUCGGACCCGGAGAUCAUCUUCGCCGAUGAGCCAACUUCAGGUUUGGACGCGUUCAUGGCACUAUCGGUGUGCAAGAUCCUCAAGGGAUUGGCUGACAGUGGGAGGCUGGUGGCAUGCGUCAUCCACCAACCAUCAUCCGAGAUAUUUGAGCUUUUCACUCAUCUGAUGCUUCUGGCCAGGGGCCAGACGGCAUAUUUCGGUACGCGUGCAGGCGGUGUCGAAUAUUUCGCAUCGAUGCUUGGUCUCGAAUGCCCGCAAUUUUACAACCCGGCAGACUACCUGAUCGAGAAGCUGGCGGUCAACGUGCUGUUGGAGAAGCCUGAAGUGGCUGUGGAAGAUAUGCUACGAGUAUAUCAGUCGUCGGAACUUGCGCGAGAUAACGAGGCCUGGAUGGCGGACGUGGAGGAGACCGCAGGUUCAGGAAUGGGCGUGGCUGCUCUAGUUUCCAGUCGGGAAUUUCCGGCAACGUCGUGGACCCAGUUCGUGGAGAGCUACAAGCGCACGGUCAAGUCCUACGGACGAGAGCCUGUGCUGGCUAAGGUCCGCUUAGGGCAGGCGAUCUCGAUGGGGUUGAUAUUGGGUUUGGUGUAUCUGCAGCAGCCGUUUGAUUCAAGUGCUACCAAGAAUCGUCUGGGCGCCAUGUUCCUGCUAAUUAUGAAUCAAAGCAUCGCAUCCAUGUUCACAGUUUCGCAAGUCAUUCCCAAGGACAUGGCUGUUUUUAUGCGCGAGUAUUUGACAAGCGCCAACCGGCCAUCGUCCUACUUCCUGGGCCUUUCUCUUGCAGAGGUCCCGUAUCAAGUCCUUUUCCCCUGUAUUUUCGGGUCUAUAGCUUACUGGCUAAUAGGUUUUGCACCAGAAGCGAGUCGAUUUUUUAUCUUCAUCGUGACCCUAGUGCUGAUGGCCAACGCGUCGUGCUCCCUUGGGUAUGCUCUUUCCACUCUCACUGGUCAUGAUGGCGUAGCAGUGGCGCUGGGACCGGUUUUAAUGUUGCCUAUGAGUCUAUAUGCCGGCGUGCUGCAUUCAUCAGACCACGUUCCCUGGUACUUUGUGCCGUUGGACAAGGUUUCCAUGAUCAAAUAUGCAUUUCAGGCUAUUGUCCUAAACGAGUACGGUUCAGAUAAGUACACACCGCAACUCCGCAACUUCGUAUUCGAGUACAUCGGCGUGCAGGAAGGGCAAAUUGGCUUUUGUAUUGCGAUGCUAGUUGUGCUCCUUUUCGGAUUCCGCUUCCUUGCUUACGUCUUCCUUCUAAUUCGAGCAAAGCGAGCAUUGAUGUAAGAUUGUCUGGCGAGAGCAUCAUGCUGUAGAAUUUUAAAUCGACAAAUUAAGCAUGCUCUAAAUCAGAUGUGUCCUAAAGCACAUCGGUAUGAUCGGCAGCUGCUGUGUGUGUGGAUAAGAUCGUGUGUCCAGGACAGCUGUGUAUCGUGCAGCAUUUGCACAACUUUGAGGAAAUAACAAGUGGACGAGCUAAAUAUCGAACCUCAUUAUCGUCAUCUUGUUUGAGGAGGAGAGCUGCAUUACCGGUCUUGGGCCUUUAACAUAACCGAGGCGACGGGAGGUUAACAUUGAAUUUGUUUCUGGCCCAUACAGCUUUCGUCAAAAACAUAAAAAGGUCUUUUAUGUCAUAAAUUUGGUUUCGCGUGCAUACAAUAGGUCUUAAAACCUGAUAGUCUGAUUUUUGUGCCAACCAAUAGCUCUAGCGGUCAAAGAAAAGAUGCCCAUUGCAAGUCAAAUGGCAUCCGCCGCCGAAAUUGGGAUAGGAAGCAUGACGGAGCCUCAAGACUGGGACGCUAUCGAGG